This is a messenger RNA of Nelumbo nucifera (sacred lotus), 3167 nucleotides long. Its product is annotated as pentatricopeptide repeat-containing protein At1g20230-like. Gene Ontology annotation, molecular function: RNA binding; protein binding. Lineage: Eukaryota; Viridiplantae; Streptophyta; Magnoliopsida; Proteales; Nelumbonaceae. The record is from RefSeq and is a predicted model, not a curated record. Gene Ontology annotation, biological process: RNA modification.
CCGCAUACUGUCCAUGGAUGGCCGCCUUGACGAGGCAAUUCGAUUCCUUCGCCACCCCCCUGGCGCCGCCCGCCUCCCGUUGACUUCUCAAGAAUCUCGAGUGCACCCGCCAAAUAUUCGAGGGAAUGACUGAAAGAAAUCUGUUCUCUUGGACUGCAAUUAUAGGGGCUUACUGCAAUUCUGGCGAAGCAGACAAAGCAUUUGAUCUUUACAAGAAGAUGAUUACAGAAGGAUUUCGAGCAGAUCAGUUCCUUUAUCCUCUGAUUUUGAAGUCCUGUGCAGGAAUGAAGUCUUUAAGGGGAGGCCAACAGGUCCACGCAGAUAUUUUUAAGAGUGGUUUUCAGUGGGAUGUUGUCAUAACGAAUUCUCUUAUAAACAUGUACUCGAAAUCUGAAACUGUGGAAGAUGCCAAGAGGGCUUUUGAUGAAAUGGUUACGAGAGAUAUUUUUACCUGGACUUCAAUGCUUGUGGGCUACAUUCAGAUGGGCGAUGGUCUACAAGCAUUGAAACUUUUCAAAGAAAUGAUGCAUUCAGCGGUUAGGCCGAAUCCUGCUACUUUAGCAGGGAUUUUGCCCCUCUUUUCUGAUUUGGGAAGUUUCGAACUUGCAAAACAGAUACAUGGACUCAUAGUCACAAGUGGGUUUGAGUAUGAUAAAUUUGUUGGGACUGCUCUUAUCGAUGUUUAUGCAAACUGUGGGGGUUUGGGGUAUGGCAGGCUCAUCUUUAAUAGAGUAAAAGACAAGGAUAUAGUGUGUUGGAACACUAUGGUCAAGGGCUAUGCUCAGAUCAAUCUAUUUGAGGAGGCAGUUGAGUUGUUAAGAUGCAUGCACAUAGAUGGAAAAUCUCCCAAUAUAACAACUUGGGAUUGUAUCAUUCCACAGUAUCUUGAAAGUGGAUUAUCAAUUCAAAAUAUUCUCAACACACUUAACCAAUUGGAACUUUCAGGUAUUAGACCAAGUGAAAUAUCUCUAACAUCAUUAUAUCAGAUAUGUGAACGUGUAGAAGGUAUCGAACAGGUAAGGGAGUUUCAUUGGUACUUGAGUAGAUGUGGUUACAUGUCAGACAGUGCUGUGGCUUCAUACCUUAUAAGCAUGUACUCGAAAUUUGCGUGUGUUGAAGAUGGUGAAAAUGUUUUUGAAGGCAUCAGUUCAAAGGAACUAGACUGUUGGAAUUCGAUGAUUGCUUGCUAUUCGUACAAUGGAUAUGCCAGUAAGGCUUUUGAACUUUUCAAUUCAAUGCAGAAGGCUGGGAUAGAACCCAGUACUCUCAGCUGGAACACAGUAAUUGCUGGAUUCAUUGAUGCUGGUGAUUUCUGGGCUGCUUUGGAUACAUUUGCCACUAUGAGGUGGACAUAUCAAAAGCCUGACCAUACAAUUUUCAGUGCUAUUCUUCCAGUGGUUGGUCAUCUUACUUGUCCUAUGACAGGGAAGCAGUUACACAGUGUAUUUCUCAGAAAUGUCGGUGAGAUGAACACAUUGGUGUGCACAGCCUUCAUUAACAUGUAUGGAAACUGUGGGUACAUAGACUAUUCCAUAAGGAUUUUUGAAUCAAUUGAUGCUAAGGAUUUGGCAUCAUGGAAUUCAAUCAUCUCAGGUUUGGCAAAGAGUGGAUUUCUUGAUGAGGCUUCAAGAAUCUUCAAUGAAAUGAAAAUGACAGGAGUAGCAGGGAACAUUAUCACUUGGACUACGCUGGUUUCAGCUUAUGCACGGCAUGGGGAAGUUGAUGAAUGUCUGAAGCAUUUCCGUGAACUUCAAUUGGAAGGACUAAAGCCCAACUCCAUCACCAUCUCAAGCAUUCUUCCUGCAUGUUCACAGUCAGCUAUUUUAUCUCAUGGAAAAUCUAUUCACUGCUAUAUCAUAAGAAGUGGAAUUGGCUAUGAGGAUCUAUUUGUUGCCAAUGCCCUCAUAGACAUGUUUGUUAAAUGUGGAUCCAUGGAGUAUGCAGAGCGAGUGUUUAGGGGGCUUCCUCGAAGAGACAUUGUAUCAUGGAAUACAAUGAUUCAGGGUUUUACAGUUCAUGGAAAAGCCAAUGCUGCUCUGUCCUUAUUUUAUCAAAUGUUGGAAGAAGGUGUAGACCCUGACAGCAUCACUUUCUUAGGGGUUCUAUCAGCAUGUAGUCAAGCUGGGUUGGCUGAGGAAGGAUGGAGACAGUUUAAUAACAUGGAUUCAAGAUAUGGGAUUAUUCCUACUGGGAAACACUACACCUGCAUGGUUGAUCUCCUGGGGCGUGUAGGCAAUUUUGAAGAUGUUAGAAAUUUCAUUGUUCAGAUGCCAUUGCAACCCACUGCAAGCCUUUGGGGUGCUCUCCUCUUAGCCUGUAAGACCCACCAGUAUGUAGAGAUGGCCGAGUAUGCAGCCAACCACCUCAUAGAACUACAGCCUCAGAACCCAGUGAACUAUGUAACAUUAAUAGAUAUUUAUGCUACUGCUGGGAGAUGGAAUGAUGUCAAUAGGGUGAGAAAGAUGAUGGUAGAUAAUGGUGUGAAGGAGUUGCCUGGUUGUAGUUGGAUUGAGGUUGGCAACUCUAUCCGUGCUUUCACAGAAGAGAACCAAUUGAGCCAAGAUGUGGAUGAGGAUUUAAAUAGUGUAUUGGUAGAUUUAUUAGUUGUGAUAACAGAUGAAGAAUAUACCACAGAGAUAAGACAAUCCCUUUUACUGGAUUAGAGACAGAAGAGAACAGGAAAAACCAAUCUACAUUGAAAAAAUGUCAACAGUAUUGUGGAGACAAAUGCAAUGCCGUGACAAUGUCAUAACCCAUCAGCUCAAGUCAUAGUUUUCGCAUUCCAAAAACGGACAUAUGGACUUUACCAGACUAUUAAAUCAUUUUUUCAAAUGUGGAAUGUGAAGGACAUGAGAAGGUAGAAGGAACUAACAAAGACGAAAGUUUUCAUGAUAUUCCCACAACAUAAGCUUAGAGGUGAGCCAGCUUUCAGCUUUGUGAAAUAAAGAAUUAAAAUAAGUUACCAUUAUUUAUGGACAAACAAUCAUCAUUAAGAUGUUUAUCUAGUAAAUUUGAGAGGUCCAAUGCACCAUUUUUACCCACCAGAGAGGCAGUUCAUCAAUUUAAGGUGUCACUGAAUUGACAAUCAUUGUCAAAAGCUAUAUUCUUAAUUCAGCAUUUCUAUAAAAUGUUAUAUGAAUAAAUUUUGGUCUUAAUAUAUUAAUGGA